Molecule: messenger RNA, 4400 nt
Organism: Physella acuta
Lineage: Eukaryota; Metazoa; Mollusca; Gastropoda; Physidae
Product: putative mediator of RNA polymerase II transcription subunit 26
Molecular function (GO): RNA binding
Source: RefSeq, a predicted model, not a curated record
ACCAUGGAUGGCAGAAAAGACACCAGGAGAAUGUGGCCAUGGUGGUGUCUGGCAACACAGGGGAAGCUCCACAAAGUCGAUAAGAAGAGGGAAAAGUCGAGUCAGGGAGGCUGUAGUACAGCAACAGGCAGCGGGCUGUUGUAACAGGAAUCAGGUCGCUGAACAGCAGUCAAGUUGCAGGGCUGUUCUUGUAGUGAAGUUGUUGUGUUGCUCUCAUGGUGGGAUUACUCGAAGGGAAUUUUUGGUCCUGAAUAUGAUUCUAUAUUUUUAAAAAACGUAGCUCCUUUUAUCUUUAGUCCUGGCUAGUUAUAUGGGCGUCCAUGUCGUUGCCUGGCAACUGUCAACGCUGUAAUGGCGUCGGUGUUUGUGGGGGACCUUCCAAGUAACGUCAACGAAUCGGAACUCUACCAGAAAUUUUCCCAAAUCGGAACUGUUUUGUCAGUCAAGUUGUGUAGGGACUUUGAGAGUGGAACACCACUGGGCUAUGGAUAUGUUGUUUAUCAGGAAUACGAAGAUGCGGAAAAAGCGGUGGAAACGUUCAACUUUGAUGUCCUGCAGAAUCACAACAUCCGGGUCAUCAUGGCGGACAAGAUAAACCUGUGCCAGUUCAUGCAAGGUCAUGUGUUUGUCAAAAACCUGGAUCGGAGUGUCGACUCCAACAUUCUGUAUCGAGCUUUCUCUUCUUUUGGCAAAAUUAUCGCGUGCAAGGUUCCACAGGGUAAAAAGUGCUCCAAGUGUCAUGGCUUUAUCCAGUAUGAAACAGAAACAGACGCCAACUCCGCCAUCAAUAACAUGAAUGGGGCGAUGUUUUAUGGGAAAAAGAUAUUUGUAGGACAUUUUCUCCACCGGGAUCAGAGGGACACACCCACAGACACACCCCCGGGCACCCCCUCCGCCAGCGCCCCCGCCACAAGUCUCCGCACGGUGUACAUCAAGAACCUGGGCCCGACUGUGGAUUCAGUUUUUUUAAAGAUAACCUGCUCACCUUAUGGAGAUGUGUCCAAUGUCAAGAUAAUUCGAGACGCUGACGGAUCGUCUAAAGGAUUUGCAUUUGUUACGUUUAAAAAAGUUGAAGAAGCAGUCAAGGCUAUCGAGAUGCUGAACGGUAAGGAAAUCGAUGGACGCGUUCUGUUUGCUGGCCCCGCCAUGAAGAAGUCUGGAAGAAAAAGCCAGCAGUUGCCCCAGUACCCGGCUGAGCAUGAGUUCAGAGAAAUCGUCAUAGAGGACUGUCUAGAUAUAGUCAACGACGCCCAGACCAAACUUCCAGAGCAGCAUUGCCCUUCCCAGCAAGUCAGUUCCCAGAGAAUCCCGCAGAGUUCCACCAGCUACACCAAACAGUUUUGUCUACUGCCUGCUAUGUUGCCUCACAAACAACAGCACGGUUUUCAGUUUUCGGCGCAAAAUCAGGAACAAGGGAUCGUUUUGACUAGUUUAGCCCCGGAGAGUUUCGAGAACACCAACCAGGUUUUGUUGUUGCCUCAGAUUCGCCCGCAGCAUCAACAUCCGAUACAGCACCAUCUGUCACAGCUACCAUUAUCGUCACAAGUAUCUCAGCAACUUCCGCAAAGUCUCCAGGCAAUCCAAAUUCCACUUACGUCACAGCAUCUACAACAGACUCAACCGACGCAAUAUAUUAAAUACUCGCAGAUUCCUCAACCGCAGCAACCUCCACAAUACCUACAGCAACCACAACAACACCAACAGCCUUCACAGAUUCCUCAACCACAACAACCACUACAUCACUUACAGCAACCACAGCUUCAUCAACCGCAACAACACCUGCAGCCUUCACAGAUUCUUCAACCACAGCAACAACCACAACACGCACAGCAACAACCACAACACGCACAGCAACAACAGCCUCAUCAACCGCAGCCACCACUACAUCACAUACAGCAACAACAGCUUCCUCAACCGCAGCAACCACCACAAUACCUACAACAACACCUACAACCCUCACAUAUUCCUCAACCACAGCAACCACCACAACAUCUACAGCAACUACCACAACACCACCAACAGCCCUCACAGCAUCCACUAAACGACAGUCUAAACCAGCAUCAGCCAGAUCACCAAGACAGCCUACAGAUACUCCCCCACCAACAAGACACAAACCCGACCCGAUAUCUGGAGGAAGAUCUGGUAGAAAAGUCUGACACACCGACCCACCCACAUCAGAGUUCGGUUCCAGAAAACUCCAUCCCGCCUGCAGCUCCCCCGGGGGUCAACUUGUAUGUCAAGCAUCUCGAUGACGAUGUCGAUGACGUCAUACUGAAAGGGAUGUUCUCCAAAUUUGGCGAGGUCAUCAGUGCCAAGGUGAUGAUGGAAGGUGAAAAGUCACGUGGUUUUGGAUUCGUUUGUUUCGCUCGUGCCGAGGACGCCGCACGCGCCACACGGGACAUGCGCAGAAGAGUCGACGACGUCAACCGGAAGCCGCUGUACGUAGCACCCGCGCAGCGCAAAGAGGAGAGGCAAGCGUUCUUCCGCGAGAAACUCAAGUCUCGCCAGAACGAAACUCGCUCGGCGGAGACGGAAGCUAGCCAGAAAUGCAGUGCUUUUCUUCAGAGCAUCAAGGAGCAGGAUAUCCCGGAAUCUCAGCGAACGUCCAAGGAAGCUGCUCUUCACUUUCCCGGGGGUGACAUCUCGAACUCGACGCCCAAGGUGGAUCACGCGGCUAGGUCUGAGAGUAUAUUAGCAGGAGAUCCGAUACACGGAAAGUUAGGAUGUUCUCUUUAUUCGAAUUCCGACGGUCAAACACCGGAUAGCCAAAAUGUUCAAGUUAAUAAAUUUCAUAACCUUCAUCGGCCUUUCCCUAAACGUAAUAAUUUUUAUAAUUUUGAAUGUUUUAAUGUUGAAAAUUUGAGAACCCCUUUGAUUAAACCCACUAGAAUGACAAACCCUAACGAAGAGAACACCUUACUUUCGAAUAACCGCAUCGAAUCGGAGUCGAAUUCAUCCCUGCCUGGUAAUCUCUCAGACGAAAACGAACAGAAUCUGGGAACGUCAAUACUCAACAACAUCAACUCCAUACUCUCAACAAAAACAGCACUAUCACCAAAAAGUGCCAGCGAAAUUCCUGGAUUUAGAAAAACGAAUUUCCCGUGGAAAGGUAACGAAACGGCAGAUUCUAUAUUUAGCUUCGGGAAAACCAUCUACUCCGAAACGUGCACGGAAAACUGCAAGAAGCCUCUAUCGCCAAUUGGAAGUAAAUUCUCAUUCUCCGAUCGGAAAAAUUCUUUAAACCGCAGCUUUGUCGAAAAACCGAGACCCAAUCAGAACAGCAGCCUUCGUCCCCGCCCCAACAGCAAGCUGACCCCUCUUGUGUGUGAGAGCAAAGAAGACACCACCAAACCCAGCAAAACUAGCAACGACGAAACCGUAUUCUGUUUCUCCGGAUCAACCCAGAAUAUCCCAAACCGCUUCAUAUUAAAGAGAGAUUUCCCCAUCUUUGAUACCUUGCAAGAUUCCCAAAACGUCGCCAAUUUCACCAAGUCUGUCGUCCACGAAUCCCCGUCUCCCCGGGCACCUUCCCCGUCCACGAUCUCUAAAAGCACGUCUUCUAGCGAGAUAUUCACAUUCUCCGGCAGCGGAAACAGUGACGUCACCCAGAUCGUCCUUGACCCCUUAAAAAGCCCACAAGGUCAACAUCCGUACUGCAACAACGAACCUGGACUACGCAGGAGUUCCAAUGCCUUGAAGAGACGCAGUGAUUCCUCCUUCGAGGCCGACGCUGAAGAGUUUGGGUUGAACUCCUUCACCCCAUGGCCGGCCAAGAGAAGAAUGAUAGCGCCUCUACACGAGGCAGAACCCAUUGAGGAGGUUCGAGGUUCGUCGCCAUCUUUUGACAUCCCCGGCUACGGUCACUUGAGUCUGCGACUGAUGUCCGGCUGGCCGGUCGAGCAGCAGAAGAUGACCCUGAUGGAUCCAGUCAAGGCCAGCCUGAAAGACAUUCUCCAAGAAAUGCUAGAAACCGAUGACCAGGUGUCCAAAUCGAACCAGGAGCAGCACCUGAGCCAGAUUGUCCAAGAGUUGGUCUACAGGAACUGGACAGUGACGUCAUUAAGUGAGAGGCUAAUGGCUAUGAUAAUGGAGAUGGAUGUCGGCGAAAUCCUUAACCUUCUGCAGUCGAAAGAUCUAAUCGUAUAUCUGAUUUUAGAAGGAUUAACGCAAAUUCACAACUAUCAAGACGAGACCCAACCACCGGAUAGAGAGAAUACGACCAGUGUGGUGGAGGUUGACCACACAUCAACACUGCCCCCUGCGGAUGAACCCGAACCUGAUAACGACCCCCCAACCAAUACCUCAGAUCUAUAAAACUUGAACGAUGUAACGAAAAGCCCAAAUUAAAAAUGUUUGAGAGCUAUUAUAAAUUUAGAGAAUAUCUGGUUUAGAAUAGAUAU